This is a messenger RNA of Mustela erminea (ermine), 1268 nucleotides long. RefSeq names its product translation initiation factor IF-2-like. The record is from RefSeq and is a predicted model, not a curated record. Lineage: Eukaryota; Metazoa; Chordata; Mammalia; Carnivora; Mustelidae. The transcript has 3 exons. Bases 1 to 906 code for a protein of 301 amino acids.
AUGUUCGGGCCGCACGGGGUCGGGGCCGGGGCCGGGGCCUGCGGCGCUGCGGAGCCGAGCGGGCCGCGCCGGGACUCGCUCGCCGCGUACACCGCCGUCAGCGGAAGCGCCUCAGCCGCCGCGGCGUGGCGUAAUCGGCGACGCGACAAAGGUCCGGGGGAGCCCGGGGAAGGUGGGAAGUGGGAGGACCGCCCGCGUGGCGCUGCGGGGGCGUGGGGUUGGCGCUGGCGGAGACGCCGGGGUGCCGGCCGCGGCCGAGAGGUGCCCCGGCUGACGCGCCGCCCAGACCGCCCGCUUCACGGGACUCUUCGUUCGGUCGUGUGGGGCCGACGCGGGGAAAGGCGCGUCCGCGACCCGGCCCGGCCCGAGGCCGCCCGGUGCGCGCGCGCCGCGCCCCGCGGGGCUCCUCCGUCCCGGCUCCGGCGGCGCGGGGAGCCAGGCGGAGCCCCCACUUGGCACCUGAGGACCCCGAGGUGGGGGUCGUGUGUCCGCGACCCUCAGCCAGCGCGGGAGCAAGAGUCGGCCGGGCUUCUCCACGCACCGGUGUGUGGGCGCCAGGCUACCCGGCUUCGCUGGAACAAGCCCCCGGGCCCCCCUCGCCGGGCCCUCGGGGCCACCGCAAGCAGCUGCUCCGAUGGCGCUCCGGCCCUCGGGAUCCGACCCUGCUGGACCGCAGUCCCCUCUCCAGCCAAGCCUCCCUCGGCAGGGAAGCCCCUGAACCCGGAGAGCUCCGCCCCGGGGGCAGCCCAGAGCUCAGCUCCGCACCGGGGUCCCCCGGGCGCGCACCAGCCUGGCUCUGGCCGGCCCUGGGCUCGGUGCGCUCCGGGGCUGCCCCACUCGGCUUCCCGCUCAGCCCACCCUGGCGAGCCCCAGUCCCCGCUUCAUGCAGCUCGCGGCAGGUGGUAGAGGGGCCGAGGGCCUGUCCCUCAUUCUGGGAUACAGCCUUGAGCCAGGAGCAAUGCCCGGCGCGGGUCUGGCUCAAGGGGACCCCGAGCAAGUGAUGGUCGGUCCGUGCCGGCUGGUCUGCUGCCCACACGGACACGCCCCUGUGAGUCCCUGUCACUCCCCGUGUUGUCCUUGCCUGCAGAAGCCAGGCAGGUGGAGGUGCAGAGGGGACCCUACAGAGAGCCCCGCGUCACACUCCUGGUCGGGUCUGGCUGCUAAGACCUGCCUGAUAAGCUUCCAGGGCUCGUGUUCCUUCACAGGUGGGGGUGACCUGUCCAGACCCAGAGCCAUCCUGUACCCCAGGCCGGAGUAAGAGCACCUCC